CCAACACCGAGCCCGGCAGCAUCGGCCCUCCCCUUUCAGGUUUAGCAGGACACCGUCGCCAGCGAGUCAGCAUUCCACUUCAGGCAAGACACCAUUCCAGCUGUCGUCGCUCCGUGCCGUUGUGUCCGGAAUUGUCGCACCGCUGCAAGCCAUCCCUCAUCUGGAUCAGGGACAGUCCCCCCCUGGCCUUGGGAGCGAGCCAUUAAUUCCAUUGUCCUGUCUGCUGCCUAGGACCCGAGCGCGGACUGUCUCGCCUCUCCGACAUACCCUGACCCCAUCCGCACCUGCUGUUCUCGUAGGGUGAACAAGGGCGAGAAUAUUUGUCUGUCUGCAAGCCACCUCGAGAGAAGCCGACAGCAGCCGCAUUCCAUCCGCGUCACUCAUUCCUCGUUCCGCUCGUGCCCCAGAUUCUCAGGAUUUUUGAGAUUCUCAGGGCCCCCUCGGGGCGUAGACUUCCGAAGAGAGCGGUCCUACAGACAUCGCUUGUCCCGCACUCAGCCCGACACUAGUGCCCAGCCCGAGUUCCCUCUAUUUGCAAACCAGAUUGUAUAAUCGCGUGGUACCGCCCCAUCGUGGAGUAACCAGCAAGAGCUCUUGGCACUUCGAUUUCCGCUCACUGCCCAUCUCGGGAAGGAAGAACGAGGGUUCUGGAUUGUGUAAACUGCGAGUACUUAUUCUGGGUAGUCUGAACGAGGUAACCCUCACUCGACUUCCGGCCCCGACCAACGACGAGCUAGACGGGCAGAGCAGCUUUUCACCUUCCUGCUAUCGCUGAUCAGACGACCACGCUCCCCACUCUCUUAAACCACGUCGUCGUCCGCAGCAACAUCCAUAACAAUGAUGGCCACCGCGACUUUCACGGCACUCCCCUCGCUGUCUGUACCGGCAAUGCAGGCGAUCAGCCUAAGCGGCUCCCCAGAAGCAGCGUUCUCUCUGCUGCUCUCCCCUUCUCAGUCCUGCGCCCCUGCUCCCUCCUGCCCAGACCCGAGCACAUCACUCCCCUCUCCGCCUGCCCCCCCUGUCUAUCCCCCAGCUUCCCGUGUCAAUGCCCAUUCCAUCUCUAACCUUCCAGUCGACGAUCAAACCCUCUUUGAAGAGUACGGUCUCGCGCCAGCCCGCCCAGCCGCCCAGCCUUUCGUACACCGAGCCUUCGAGGCACACGCCGCCCGUGCCCCCGAAGUGGUCGCAGUAGAGCACGCCUCUGCAGGCCAGCAAAUCACCUACGGAGAGCUUGAACUGCGAGCCAACAGGCUUGCACGCCGGCUACGCGCACGGGGUGUCAGGCCCGGCAAGAGGGUCGUCAUUCUCUGCCGGAGGAGCAUUUCCUAUGUGCUCGCUAUCCUCGCUGCGCUCAAGGCCGGCGGGCAGUACGUGCCCCUAGACGCCCAAAGCAUCACCGAUGAGAUGCUUGCUCACGUGCUCUCAGACUGUGCACCUCAGAUGGUGCUCUGUAUGCAACAGUACUCACAGCGGGAGCCAAUGCUCGCUGAUAUCGUCCGGGGAAAGGUCAUGGUCGUCGAGGAGGUGAUGGAAGAGGACGAGCGUUUGCAAGCAGAUGGGAGCAAAGUCAGGGACCUGAGCAAGAGGGACGAUGGGGUGUACCUCAUCUACACCAGUGGGACAACUGGCGUGCCCAAGGGGGUUGACGUCCGCCACCGGGGCGUUGGGAAUGUCGUCUCCGGGCACCCAGGAAACGUCGGAAUGAAGCCAGGUAUGCGCGUCGCGCAACUCCUCAAUAUCGCCUUCGACAUGUGCGCGUGGGAGGUUCUCGGGUCCAUGUACAACGGUUGCACUCUUUGCCUCCGCGGCGACCGGUACGCGGAUUGGGUUGCGGUUCUACGCACAGUUCAUGUCGUCAUCUCCACGCCAUCUAUCCUCCUGCGGCACGACCCUGCCCACUACCCGACUCUCAAGCACGUGAUCGUGGGCGGCGAGCCGUGCCCCCAGUCCUUGGCCGAUCGGUGGGCCGCAUUCACGGAGUUCAACAACUGCUGUGGGCCAACAGAGAUCAGCAUCGCCAAUACUGUCCAGAAGCAUACGCCGGGAUACCCACUGAGCAUCGGUCGCCCUAUCCCGAACACGAAUGUUUACGUGCUCGGCAGGGAUCCAUCUGAUACAACACCCGCCCGCAUUGGCGAGAUCGGGUGCAUGUGGGUUGGCGGCGUUGGCGUGUCCCGCGGCUAUCUCAACCUCGCCGACAAGACGGCAGAGCGCCUUUGCCCAGAUCCGUUCGUCAGGUGGGAUGGACAUGGCCCUCGGCCGAUGAUGUUCAACACACAUGAUCUUGGGCGAUGGAGGCCGGACGGCCAAUUGGACCAUUGCGGCCGUGCGGAUGACCAGGUCAAGAUCCGUGGUUUCCGUGUCGAACUCGACGGUGUUGCGACCGCCAUGUCCACGCACCCUUUGGUGUCGACUGCUGUGGCGCUGAAGCUUGGCGAGCAGCUCUGGGGUUUCUACGCUCCCGCUUCCGUGCCGUCAAAGGAAGUGCGCCAGGCAACAGCACAGAAGCUUCCCGAUUACGCGGUGCCCAGCCAAUGGUUGGCAUUAGACAAGUUGCCGCUCACCCCUAGAGGCAAGGUGGACAAGCACGUGCUGAGGAACAUGGCCCGGCCGGAGAUGCCCAGCAGCCAGAGUCUGCCGGACCUGCGCGCAGUGAAGAGGGAAGUCGCCGUCAACCCCAUGGGAAGCCCUGCACUGAGCGAUAGCUCAUACGGGUCCCCAAUUGAACAAUGAUUUUACAGGACAAUAACGGAACACUCUUUAUCUCUCUUUUCACUUCGGUUCAUUUGUUGUUUCACUCAUUAAUUUCCUAUACCCCGCAACUCUCUCUCUUCUCAUGCCAAGCACUGUACACCGCUCACAUUCGUUAUCAUUACGUACGCGCCCGGACUGUCAUUUCCUCCUGUACGGUACACUCCUGCGUCCCCCUCAUUUCCUCUACGCACUCUCACUCUCCCUCACUGCUCAACACCUCAAUCACCCACUCUCACUGCGGAUCCAACCCCUCCAUCCCUCAAAACCUUUCGUGUAGAUAUCUUUAAAUUUCGCUUCUGGGCAUUGGAUGCAUUAGUAUUGGUUGGUAGCAUCGACGGACUCAAGAGUAAUCACAAUAUUGUACCUAUCUAUCUUCUUUGCAAGGUGCCCACCAGAACAGGGUGUCUUCACCGGCCCGGCCAAGGUGGAGGUGUGUUCGCCUGACGACCGUCACGUUAACUAGCCAUGGCUAACCAGCGCAAACAGCUCAGCCAUUCACAUUUCGACCAAGCAUGACCAACCCGCGAGUAGUUGUGCUUGCCAAGGUUUG
Messenger RNA from Dacryopinax primogenitus, 3304 nucleotides. Its product is annotated as nonribosomal peptide synthetase. Gene Ontology annotation, cellular component: cytoplasm. NCBI's taxonomy places the organism in Eukaryota, Fungi, Basidiomycota, Dacrymycetes, Dacrymycetales, Dacrymycetaceae. The record is from RefSeq and is a predicted model, not a curated record. Gene Ontology annotation, biological process: secondary metabolite biosynthetic process; amino acid activation for nonribosomal peptide biosynthetic process. Gene Ontology annotation, molecular function: phosphopantetheine binding. The transcript is spliced from 3 exons. The coding region runs from base 889 to 2733 and encodes 614 amino acids.